AUGUCUGGCAUCGGCGAGGCGAGCGCGGUGCUCGGCUUAAUCUCGUCCGUCAUCGCGAUAUAUGAAGCGGCUCACGAGGUUUACGAGGCCGCUAGCGAUACUAAGGGACUUCCUAGGAAGUUCCGCGCAGCCGCUGAGCAGAUCCCAAUGGUGUACCACACUCUCAGCCUGGCCGAACAGAAUAUCAAAGCAAAAGCUGUUAGUGAAGCGGCGCUGCAGAGUGCGAUGCCUGUUCUGGAGCGAUGCAAGGAGAGUGCCGCCAGUGUGAAGGACAUCUUUGACAAGACCAUACCUGCCAAAGAUGCCUCGAGGGCAGAGUGUCUGAGAAAGGCCGUGGGAAUAAAGAUGAAGAGUAACAAGGUGAAAGAGUACAUGGAAGAGGUUGUGAAGAAUAUGGAGCUUCUUGCGCAAAACCAAGUGUUCCAAGACGCGGAGGCGCUGAAAGAUAUUAAAGAAGCUAUCGAACAGUUGAGCAACGUGUCCGACGAGGAGGAGCAGCCUCAGUUUGUCCACUCAGGCGCGGGGGCAAUCAAUGCCAACACUGGGGGAGGUGUUCAGGAGAACUACAACAACUCUGGACCCGGCAGUCAGUACAAUGCAGAAAACCAAUUCUUCGGGCGAGACCAAGGUACGGACUCUCGCUGA
Rhinocladiella mackenziei CBS 650.93 is the source of this 645-nucleotide messenger RNA. RefSeq lists its product as uncharacterized. Lineage: Eukaryota; Fungi; Ascomycota; Eurotiomycetes; Chaetothyriales; Herpotrichiellaceae. The record is from RefSeq and is a predicted model, not a curated record. The transcript has a single exon. The coding region runs from base 1 to 645 and encodes 214 amino acids.